Messenger RNA from Chelmon rostratus (copperband butterflyfish), 6250 nucleotides. RefSeq names its product pleckstrin homology domain containing, family G (with RhoGef domain) member 4 (gene plekhg4). Gene Ontology annotation, molecular function: guanyl-nucleotide exchange factor activity. Bases 117 to 5918 code for a protein of 1933 amino acids. The transcript is spliced from 24 exons. Lineage: Eukaryota; Metazoa; Chordata; Actinopteri; Chaetodontiformes; Chaetodontidae. The record is from RefSeq and is a predicted model, not a curated record.
GCAGAAUCAGACCUGAAGGGACAAGAGACACUCUCACACUAGAGAGAGAGAGAGAGAGAGAGAGAAAAUGAUCUGGAAGUGGAAUAAACAGCGACUGACAAAAUACUGCAUACAGCAUGGACUCUGAAUCUCUGGACCGGUGCAUCCAGACCGCUCUAUCAGCCCUCUACCCGCCCUUCCAGGCCACGUCCCCGACUGUCCUCUGCCAGGUCCUCAGCGUGGUGGAGAGCUGCUACAGAGGAGACGGUCUUCGUUACCUGAUCCAGUUCCUCCUGCCAGCAAAACAAUUCUUAGUGAACCUCCAGCAAGAUGCUUGUUUGCAGUACUGUGGUUUGCUGUUUCGUCAUGAGGGGUGGCCUCUGUGCGUCCAUGAGAAGGUAGUGGUUCAGCUCUGUCCUCUGGACCAGCGCCUCCUCCAUCCAGGAGACUUUUACCUACUGGUUUCUCCUCCUGCUGCUGGUCCUCUUCCUUCUCGAACACACGGGGCCUCCUGCAGGAGCGCUGUUACCUCCUGCCCCCGCCUGCUCCUGUGCAGCGUGUCAGCCGGCAGCCGUCAUGUGGAGCAGCAGGAGGUGUCGGAGAUAGCCCUGCGGUCCCUCUUCAGCAUGGCCUGGCUGGACUCCGUCAACAGGGAGAGGGAGCGCCGAGGAGCAUCCAGGCUGGAGCGCUGCCUCCUCUCUGCCCGCGGUGAUGUCUUCAGGGUCCCCUGGGAGGAUCUGGUCUACCCGCAGUUCAUCAGCCAGCCCCGGACCUCCCUGAAGGAGGACAAGGAUUCUCUUAGGGAUGGGGAUGUGUUAAUUAAUACAUCGCACAAUCCCUGCAGAGACUCUACAACCUCAACCCAUGACGAAAAGCUUUCCCCACCCUCCACAAAUACUGACCAAUCACCAGUGAGCAGCGAGGAGGACUCGGAGGGCGAGUACGUGGAGCUGACCGAGCUCCCGCUGCCUCGCUUCUCCCCCCAGAAAGGCUCCUUAACCCAGUCCAUCAGUCUGCAGCACCGAGCCAGGACCAGCACGCACACCGCUGCACACCCCCCCAAAACCACAGACACACACACACCAACUGACUCUACCACACACACCCCCAGAACCACUGACGCACACACACCAACUGACUCUACCACACACACUCCCAAAACCACUCACGCACACACACCAACUGACUCUACCACACACACCCCCAGAACCACUGACGCACACACACCAACUGACUCUACCACACACACCCCCAGAACCACUGACGCACACACACCAACUGACUCUACCACACACACCCCCAGAACCACUGACGCACACACACCAACUGACUCUACCACACACACUCCCAAAACCACAGGCACACACGCGGCCGGUACCACACACUCCUCCUUGCCCUGUGUGGAGGUCGGGCUUUGCUCCAGCCUCUCUGAGGAGAACCUCAAUCCUGACUGCUGUACACCUGUCAUCCUCACUCCCAUCUCACCUGCCUCCUCCACUUCCUCCUCCUCCUCUGCUCCUGUGGUGGGGGCCUCCAGCUGUCAGAUGGAGCAAAUAGAAGGUGAUUCAGGCAGGAGUCUGAAGCCAAACACUGAACCUGCUGACUGCACAGAACAGAGAGAUGAGGUGGAGGAGGAGGAGGAGGAGCGAGGGAAAGAGAGGGAGGAGGGAGAGGUGAAGCAGAAAGGGAAACAUGAAAUGGUAGUGUCAGAUGAUGAAGGUGAAGGGAAGGAGUGUAGAAGGGAUGAAGAUUUGCUUCUGCACACACACACUGCUGAGGAGCGAGGAGAAAGGAAGGAGGAGGAUGAAAGUGAAGAGACGGAGGGAGAGUUAGAUGAAGAGGGAGACGAUGAGUUAGAGGAGGUGGAGGUAGAAGAGGAGGUUCAGGUUAUAAUUGUACAGCAGAGUCAGGAAAGAAGACAGGAGGAGCAAGUGAUGAAAGAUGAUGAGAGAGGAGGAGAAGAAGAGAAGGAGCAGGAAGAGAGAGGAGGUGAACAGACACACACACAGGAGAAAGCUGAGUCAUGUACAAACACACACACCGAGGACACACUACAGACACACAGCGAGGAGUGUGAGGAGUCCAGCAUGAUCCAGGAUCCAGACGCACUGUGGACUGAACCUGAGGAGGCUGAAAAUGGACAGGAGAAGCAGAGGGAGGAGGAGGAGUGUAGCUGUGAGGAGGUUGGUGGAGGAAGAACUGCAGAGCUUCAGACUGAAGGCCUCAGCACUGAGCUGCCUCCUGUCCAGUCACAUGUCAGGCUGUCUACUGGUCCCGGUCCAGCAGAACCCGAAGUACCAGCGGCAUUUCCACAGCUGGAGCGGCUCCAGUCAUCCCAGUCCCACCGGUCCAGCUUCUACGGUGUGCUGCUGAGCUCUGGAGCUCUCUGUCUGCCAGGAACCAGAGACAGAGCUGGACGACCUCUGCUGACGGUCUGCACCAGGAACGUCGUGUGGUCAAACCCCGACUGCGACAGUGCAGAGCUGCUCCGCCUGCUGCUCUACUACACCUCCACCCUCAGGAAGGAGGUGCGAGCGUUGGGGCUGACGGUGCUGGUGGACGCCCGGGGUGCUGCUCCCGUUCCCUCCCUGUUCUCCGCCCUCAGGUCCCUGCAGGAAAACAUACCAGGCUCCAUCCACACAGUCUUACUGCUGGUCAACAAGGACUCGUCUCUACGUGUGGACAAACCUGCAGCCACACAGGUGGAGCUGCUGAACUCUCUGAAGGCUCUUCAGAAGCAGGUGGAGCUGCAGCAGCUUCCUGUUCAGGUCGGGGGAUGCGUGAGCUUCAGUCAGAGCAGCUGGCUCAGCUUCCGAUGGAGGGUGGAGCAGCUGACCAGACAGUGUGAGAACGUCAUCAACCUGCUGCAGAAAACCAUCAACAUCCUGCAGGCCACACCUCUACCUGCUGCAGCUCAGGAUGCCGAGCUGCUGUUGUCCAGGUACAAGGCGGUGAUGCGUAGCAUCCUUGAAGACAGCCGAUUGGUGCAGUUACAGCAGGAGGGCGGAGCCUCGCUGUCGCGCCUCCGCAGGGAGGAGAGCGGCUUCGGCGUGACCGAGGACCACCGGGCGGCAGUGGAGACGGUGUCGGCUCUGUACGACGAGGUGGACGAGCUGCUGCACCGCCUGGUGACGCUGUCCAACUCCAGGACUCAGGAGCUGCACUUCAUCCUGGAGUUCAGGAGCCUGGAGCAGGGCUUCACCGAGGUGAGCUCAUGGCUGCAGGACGUCGGGGAGGUUCGUCUGAAGACGCUGGACGAGCCGGUGGACUCUCUGGAGCUGCUGGACCAAAAACAAGUGGACUUCAGAGACUUCCACAAGACUGCAUAUGAGCACUGUAGACGAGGCGAGGCAUUGUUGAGUCGUCUGGAGCGUUGGGGCGACAUGUCGUCAGCUGACCUCCACGUCUAUGAGGUCAAAGUUCAUUCUUUCUGGGCUCGGCUCCAGGAUUUCUCUCAGCGGGUCAAAACCACGGGCCAGAACAUCGAGCGGGCCGUCCGACUCUACACCUUCUUAGACCAGGCCUAUGGCUGGGCUUUAGAGGGCAUGCGUCACCUAGCUUGUAUCAGCAUGGAGGAAUGUACGCUGCCAGACAAAUGCCAGGUUGUGAUUGGCUGCCUGGAGGACUACCACCGCCAGCACCCACCGAUCCCAGAUGAUCGUUUUCAGGAGAUGAAGGCGGCAGCAGGUGAGCUGAGGGGCGAGCGAGGCCUCCGUCAGUGGAGCUUUGCCUGGUCCAAGUGUCAGGAGACCAAGAAGAUGUUUGACAGGAAGAUGGAGGCGGCGCUCAGGACACGAGACUCCGCCCACAGGCCACGCUCAGACUCUGCCCUCAGCAGAAGCUCCGCCUCCUCCAGAAAAAGUCUGUCUGGACUUUGGGGAGUGCACGAGACUUCCUCCUCCUCCACCUGCCUCCCAGAGGAGGACAACAACACCUUCUCCUCCCUGUUACCCAUCACCUCCACCCCUGCUCCCACCUCCUCCCCUCUCACCCCCCAGCACACCCCACUCCUCAAGCGUUUGUUCCGCAGCGCCUCUUCAGAGGAGCCUUCGGGCCGGGUGGAUAUCUGCUCCUCCAGUCCCAGCCUGCCCCGGCCCGGCUCCUCUGCCAGCUUCACCCCCUCCCCGGCCUGCUCCUUCUCUUCCUCCAGUAGGCGGCAGCAGCUCAGGAAGACUCAGAGCUUUGACUGUCCCUCCACCCCUGAGGUGUCUCGGUACGGACCUUGUCCCCGCGCUCUCAGCGAACCGGUGCACAGAGGAAACACAGGCGUGUUCAUCCGCGGCCUGGAGGUCAGCAGCACCGAGGCGGCCGACCACACGCUCUGUCCCAGGACGGCCACUCACGGCCGGGCAGGACCCGGUCUGCGCAGCCCCGGGACGCCUGGCACCCCCAGAACUACCAGCAGCCCGGCAACAGACUCCCGACCCAGAGGAAGUAAGCUGCGUCACGUUGUGGAGGAGAUGGUGACCACGGAGAGGGAGUACGUUCGCUCUCUGCGUUACAUCAUCCAUCACUACUUCCCAGAGAUGGACCGAGCCGACCUUCCUCAGGACCUGAGGGGGAAACGCUCCGUCGUCUUCGGAAACCUGGAGAAGCUUCUGGACUUCCACAGUCAGUUCUUCCUGAGAGAGCUGGAGGCCUGCUGGAAACACCCGCUCAGAGUGCCACACUGCUUCCUGCGACAUCAGGAGCAGUUCAGUCUGUAUGCUCUGUACAGCAAGAACAAACCCAAGUCUGACGCUCUGCUGGCAAACCACGGGAACUCCUUCUUCAGGAGGAAGCAGAUGGAGUUGGGAGAUAAGAUGGAUCUGUCAUCUUACCUGUUGAAACCUGUUCAGAGGAUGAGUAAAUAUGCUCUGUUGCUCACUGACCUCAUGAAGGAGGUGGGUGCGGCUCAGGAGGCGGAGCUUGUGGCACUACAGGCCGCCACCAACAUGGUCAAGUUCCAGCUUCGCCACGGAAACGACCUGCUGGCGAUGGAUGCCAUCCGAGACUGUGACGUGAACCUGAAGGAGCAGGGUCAGCUGAUCCGACAGGACGAGUUCACUGUCUGGACCGGUAGGAGGAAAUGUCAGCGUCACGUCUUCCUGUUUGAGGAGCUCGUCCUCUUCAGUAAACCCAAGAAGAUGGAGGCAGGGCUGGACGUCUUCAUCUACAAACACUCCUUCAAGACAGCUGAUGUGGGUCUGACAGAGUCCACAGGAGACAACGGGCUGCGGUUUGAGAUCUGGUUCCGAAGGAGGACGUCCAAGAAUCAGACCUUCAUCCUUCAGGCCACCACGCUGGAUGUCAAACAGGCCUGGACCACCGACAUCGCCCGAAUUCUGUGGACCCAGGCCACCAGGAACAAAGAGAUGCGUCUGAAGGAGAUGGUGUCGAUGGGAGUGGGCAACAAACCGUUUCUGGACAUCCAGCCGAGCGAUGCGGCGAUCAGCGACCGAGCGGUUCACUGCAUCAUGAAGAGCAGAGGUGCCAGAACACGGGCGUCCAUUGCUGUCUCUGUCCUCGAUCAGUCUAACCCAUUUAAACGAGGAGCGGUGACCUCUGACCCCACGACAUUAGGGUCUUCUUCAUCCAGCUUGCUGGGACCGCUCAACCUGCACCUGUACAGUCAAAGCCUCCCCUCCUCUCCUGCUGCUGAAAGCUCCUUCAUCACUUCCUGCAUUGAGGAAGACGAGCAGGAGCACGAGACCAGCAGCCAGCCCUCCAUGACCACAGAGAGUUCAGGCUCAUCGUCUCGCUGUCUCUCCGGCUCCACCGGCUCCGACAGCGGCUGCGUCUCCUCCCACCUCCAGGAGGCGCUGCCCGAGGAGCCAAAUCCCCCCAGCCAGCCCUCCUCUUCCUCCUCCUCCUCUUCUUCCUCCAACAAACAGCACCUCAACAGCCAUUACAGUUCACCUGAAGCAGCUGCAGUCCUGAGCCCGGCCACCAUCGUGUGAACCUGAAGGACGGACUGUAGCCUGUCUGUCUGCGUCCUGCUGCAGUCUGGAGUUUUUUACUUUCGUGCUGGUCCGUUAGCUGCCGCCGUCGCUGCAGUCGACUUUGUUCUGUGAAGAACUGUUAGACUUGAUAAAGUUGUGUAGUUUGACUCCUCACAGCUGCUGUUUGUUCUCCUCUUGUUGUCUCUUCAGUCUGUGAGGAGGACAGUCUGUGUCUGAGCUGGUCUGGGAUCAGCUCGACUCACUGUACAUGUGUGUAAAUAAAGCCGCAGCUGAGCGUCUGCCGUCGUUUUUCUUAUCUGAAUAAUAAACAUGAGUUUGUUGAAAACUGA